Molecule: messenger RNA, 1356 nt
Organism: Naegleria lovaniensis
Lineage: Eukaryota; Heterolobosea; Eutetramitea; Acrasida; Naegleriidae
Exons: 1
Coding region: 1-1356 (451 amino acids)
Source: RefSeq, a predicted model, not a curated record
AUGAAAGAACAGUUUUUUUCCGAUGAAGAACGCGAGCAGAAAAGGCUUGAAGUAAAGGACCGUUUCAUCAACAAGAAGUAUUUACCUAAACCAAAGAUCUAUGAUUCAUUAAAUCCAUGGUUGAAGCAUUUGUAUUUGGCCUACGGAGUUACUACCUCAAAAGACCUUAAAGAAACCUCGUCUUGGAAGGAAAUACCUUGUCCUCCUCCGUUGGACGAAAAUGAGCCGUUGGAAAAAAGAGUAGACCAGACGAUGGACAUGACUGAGAAACUUCUUUCCAUUGUCCAAAGUGAACUGUUGGCGAAACAUGCUGAAUCCGACAAAAUGAGGGCGUUUUUGAUAAAUGAGGUGGAUAAAAAUAUGAACAAGAAGACAAACGGAAAGAAACAUCCAAAGAAAAGUAAGAACAAAGGGCGUGGAACAGUGCGUUCAACCUCAAAUACGGUCCAAACAUCAACAACAAACGCUGAUGCUUCUCAAAAAGCAAGUGUAAAUGACACUCCUUCAAGUUGUCCUUUAACAAACAGAGACGUUCAAGAGGGUAAACCAGGUUCAAGCCUUGAUGGAAAAACUUUUUGGGUAGAGAAAAGCAACGAAAGCGAAGAAGGAGAGGAAGACAAUCGAAUAGUUGAUUACAAGAACAUUUCAAAUCAAAAAGAAGCGGAAGAACCUCCUCUUUUUACCAAUGCUGUGUUUGGUUCAGAAUCUCAUGAUUUAAAGUCUCUGAUUUUGUUGAAAUUUGAUGAAUUAGAGAACAAGAUUAUCACUUUAGAGAAAAAGAUUGAUAAUGUUCAAUACACAUUAGAGGAAAAGAUUGAUACUGUUAACAACAAAAUUGAUCAUCUUGUAGGAGCAAAUUAUGAAAACUACAUUAGACUCAACAUCAUUCGCAAAUUUGACAUUCCAUUCCAAAGAUUCUUCAGUCCUUUAAAAUUGUUGAGAAAAGACUAUGGCUUGGAGUUUCAUAAUGCACAGGUUGAGCUUGAGAAGAGAAACUGGAACGACAAAGUAACACUUCUGACUGAUCAGCUCUCAAGUGAUCCACCGUCUAUUGAAUUUAAUUUUGUAGGAGAGAGAGAAGAUGAAAAUAUAAUCAUCGAGGCUACAGGGCAAAAAAUCACUAAAGAGGAAGUGUGGAAGAAAAAGUUUCUCCAAUUGGAACGUCAACUCACUUUCUAUCAGCAUUGCAAGAAAACAUCUGUACACAGAGCUGUUUUAAUUUCUCCUUGGGAUUGGAAAGAGGUCGAUUUUGCAAAGUGUGUUAAAAAUUUCAAAACCAUGAUUCCAUUAUUAGAAGCACUGCACAGUCAGAACAAAUUUUGCUAUGAACAAAUGAAUGACUAUCAUGAAAUUUAG